Molecule: messenger RNA, 2451 nt
Organism: Alternaria atra
Lineage: Eukaryota; Fungi; Ascomycota; Dothideomycetes; Pleosporales; Pleosporaceae
Exons: 2
Coding region: 1-2451 (816 amino acids)
Molecular function (GO): protein binding
Source: RefSeq, a predicted model, not a curated record
AUGCCUUCCCACUUGACCCGCGUCGUUUUCCGCAACAUCAUCGCCAACGAACCUCUACUAUACCGAGGGUGUCGCUAUCGAGCCGUCCGACCUCGCGUAAUCACCCAGCAUGGCGCCCGAUCACUUCCACAGACGCAACGGCGCACAUUCUUCGGAGACUUGUUCAAGCAGCGACGGAAGCUCAAGCCUGCAGAGGCGCCACCCGGACUGAGUAAGAUGGCCGAGGUGUCAUACGCGCAGACAAACGCCGUUAGGCCACCGAAACCGACCGAAGUCGCAGAUGCGAUUAAAGACUUCUUCGCGCAAAGAAAAGGAACUUUCGAAGACUGGCAUGUGGCGAGCGCACAUCAAGCCCUUAAAUAUCUACUGGAGAACCCGAGGGAAGACGGAAAGCCAUGGAUGAACAUGCAGGACCUUGAAAAUAUCAUAGAGAAACUGUUGGACACGUCGAAGCGACCUGAAGUCCUGGGGAAUGCACACAUCAUGUUCGGUCGGCUUGUCGUCGAUGAGAUGGCAAAAUCUGAGGAACAGCAACCCGGGCAAUGGGACGAGAAAAAGGCGAAGGAUAUUGGUAUCCCGUUCGGCAUGUAUAUCAAGUGGAAAGAGAUCCAAGUGCUCUCCUUGUUCGGUUCGGCGACGCAAGCCAGAGACAUGGCACUGCAUAGCUUCAAAUACGACGCAACUGCAAGUGCCCGGCUACGUACAGUCACACUCGCUGCCUGGCAUACCAUACUUGGAGGGCUCAUCCGCGAGAAUGACCUUGGUGAGAUAGAGAAAACGGUGGAUUCAUUUAAAGAAGCCUCGGUUCCCUUGACCAAACCCUUGCAAAACAAAUUGGUAUCUUUUUACGCUGAGCGGAGAGACCUAGACAAGGCCAAAUUCUGGUACUCCCAGCCUAUUGUCACCAAAUUUGGCAAAGAAGCUACGCAACCUCUAGGCAGCGCCAGCUCUGCGCUGCUCAAGGCUUGCGCCGCAGAAGGCGAUCUUGCCUAUGGUCAGCAGACGAUAGCGACCAUGCUCAAGGAUGAGAUGCCAUCGAAAGAAUCAUGGGAUGCAAUUUUCCUCUGGUCUGUAGCCAUCGGCAAGGGCCCUGACGAAAUCGCUCGGAUGAUGGACGUCCUAGUACGUCGAAACGACGAAGCACGGCGCAAGGAUCCAAAAGUGCCCGUGAUACGUCCAGACACUGUGACCAUCAACGCCCUGGUGGAGCACUGCAUGUCAAAGCAAGAUCCAUACUCGGCGGAGCGCUAUAUUGUGCUGGGAGAAAAGCGUGGAAUCCAUCCCGACGAAACAACCUAUAUGAUGCAGAUGCAAUAUCGCAUCUCCGUAGGAGACCUCGACGGGGCUAGAGCUGCCUACUUCAACCUGCAAGGUAGCUUCUCCGGUGACGAGCGCAGCGUCGCAGUGAUCAAUCAGUUGAUACGCGCACUCUGCGUAUCGAAGCAACAUCACUUCGAUGAGCUAAUGGCUAUGGUCGACGACCUGCACGAGCGCAAGGCUAGCUUCGCCCCGGAAACUGUCGCAGCGCUCACUCUCCUGCAUCUUCGGAGGGGAGAGAUCCACGACGCUAUGGAUCUCUUGCAGGUACAUGCACAUCAGUACUCUCCAGAACAGCGGACGACUAUCCAGGAGGCGCUUUGUGUCUUCAUACAUGACGGCGAGACUAGUACAGCGGAUGCUUGGGAUGGCUACCAAAUCCUGCGCAACGUCUUUAUCGAAACACCCCGAGAAGUCCGAAUACCCAUCAUGAACGAGUUCUUCGCAAGGAACCGUUCUGAUAUGGCUUGUCACGUCUUCUUCCAUAUGCGCAACCACGUCAGCCCAACCCACACUGCGACAAGAGACGUCUACGUAGCAGCUUUCACCGGCUUCGCUCGCUGCGCCGACGCCGAGUCCCUAGAACUCGCGCACAACCAACUCAAACUCGACCUGAAUGUCGAAAUGGACACCAAACUACGCAACUCUUUGAUGCUCGCAUACGCCUCGACUGGAGAAAACCGCAAAGCGCUUCAGUUCUGGAGAGAGAUUUGCGAGUCGAAAGAGGGACCGACUUAUAAUAGCUUGGCAAUUGCGUUUAGGAGUACCGAGGGCAUGCACUUUGGGUCUGAACAUGCGAGGGGUAUUUGGAAGAGGUUGAGGGAUCAGGAUGUGGAGAUUGAUAAGAAGAUUUGGACGGCGUAUAUGUGUGCGAUUGCGCGGAAUCACAAUCAUGAUGAGGCGUUGAGUCUAGUGGAGGGUGUGGAGGAGGAGUAUGGGUUUACGCCUGAUUUACACAUUUUAGGCAGUUGGUUCAAUUGCACCGCCAAUAUCGAAAGGCAGACACGCGUAGAAGCUUGGAUUAAGCAAAAGUAUCCGGAUGUAUGGGCUGAGAUGGAGGCCCUGGGUCAUUGGGUUACCAUGGAUGGGUUCGGGUAUCGCCAGUACAAUAUCGAUCGCAACCUUGACCCGUAG